Cucurbita pepo subsp. pepo (vegetable marrow) is the source of this 1101-nucleotide messenger RNA. RefSeq lists its product as uncharacterized. Gene Ontology annotation, molecular function: protein dimerization activity. The record is from RefSeq and is a predicted model, not a curated record. Lineage: Eukaryota; Viridiplantae; Streptophyta; Magnoliopsida; Cucurbitales; Cucurbitaceae.
AUGGAUACUGUAUUUUCUCUGGACGAGGCACACAGAGCCACCUUCCUUCGAGCCAUUAUGCAAUCUUUUCACCCCACUUACAUUUGCCUUUGGUCUUAUUUACCCCAUCCUUCUCACUGUUUGUUGAAUCUUGAUGCGUUGUUCCGGGAGGAGGAUGCGAACCAACCCAGCAGUUCCUUGGGCAGCUUUGAACGGAGGCUUUUUGAUGAGUACAAGCAAUUGGUAUUCAACGUGGAAAACAACCUUGUUCCUGGCCAUGCUUUCAACAACAGCAUUUCCUUUUUAGAGCUUCACCAAUCUUUGCUUCACAUCCAUUCUUCUUCUCAAAUUCAAUCCCAUUUUUAUGCUGCAGCUGGGAUUAAGAGUGUAGUUUUCAUGGGCUGCAGCAAUGGAGAAAUCGAACUUGGAUUCUCCGAGGUUAAUAUGGUAGAGAAGAUGAGAGCAACAAGUCCAUUUACCUCAAUGGCUGUUCUUAAAAACCCUCCUCCUCCCACUUGGUCGUCGUCGUCCACGAACUUCCUUCGUCGUCGACCCGGGUCAGCUCAAUUGCUGCACAUGAUAGCGGAGCGGAGAAGAAGAGAGAAGCUUAAUGGAAGCUUCCAAGCUUUGAGAUCCCUUCUUCCCCCCGGAACUAAGAAAGAUAAAUUAUCGGUACUAGCAACCACAAGAGAAUACUUAACCAAAUUGAGAGAGCAAGUUUCAGAGCUCAGCCAUAAAAACCAGAAGCUUCUAGAAGCUCAGUCUCAAGGGGAAGAAACUGCCAACUCAUUCGUUAACGAACGCUUCACCGUUAGGGUUUCCCACGCGCCGCCGUCUAUUAAUGGAACGGAAAUUAUAGACUUGGAAAUUACGGUUAGAGGCCAAGGAUCGUUAAUGCCGGAUAUUGUAAUUCGCGUGUUGGAAUUCUUGAAGAAUGUUGUGAAUGUGGGGGUAAUUUUGUCAUUUCACGGCAUUGAACAGCUUGCUCCUUCUUCUCUUCUUAGCCGCCUCCGCUUCCGAUUCAGCCUUCAGGAUGGCGAAUGGGACGAGUUGGGUUUCCUGGAAGCAGUGAGAAGAAUUGUGUCUGACUUGGCGCCCACGUACAACGAAAAACAACCAUAA